Messenger RNA from Durio zibethinus, 4099 nucleotides. RefSeq lists its product as uncharacterized. Lineage: Eukaryota; Viridiplantae; Streptophyta; Magnoliopsida; Malvales; Malvaceae. The record is from RefSeq and is a predicted model, not a curated record.
CGCCAGUCUCUCUCAAAACUCUCUCUCUCAAAAAAAAAAAAAAGAAUCAAAUUGCUUUCUCUCUCUCUCACAACGAUCGAUUGAAAAAAAAAAAAAACAAAAAAGAAAAAAAAGUCACAGAUCGAAACCCUAACUUUCUCUCUCUAUCUGCACACUUCUUUCGAUCCAAGCAGCUUGUUUUCAAUUUUAUUUUCUCAUGUAAAAAACAAAAUCCUAGUUUUUUUUCCUGAAGUUCCUCAGCUUAGCACAAAACCCUAGAAAUUAUUUUUUUUCGAUCUCAAUCAGGAGCUUUCGUUGAUUCAAUAUUUGGAUUGAUUUAGAUUCGGGAGAUGCUACUUUUUGAGUAAAUAUACUUUUGGGAUCGUGUUUGAUUUUGGCAAUUCCGGGAUAGAAUAUUUUUGGGGGCGUAUAUUGUAAUAUUUUGUUAGUGUUUGGGAUCUUAUUGUAGAUUUAGGUGGAUCAAAGAAUGGAAUAGCCUAAUAUCGGAUUUAUCUUCAUUUAUACUAGCUGGGGGAGUUUUGGAUUAGUUGUUAAUUAAUGAUGGUAAAGCAGUGAUUAGGGAACAUUGUAGAAAUUGGUUGGAGAUAAGAUACAUGAGAAUUGCUUAGCAGAUUCAAAGUUUUGAGUCAUUGAGUAGUGUAUUUCGUGGGUUGCAGCUAGAGUUAAAAGAGUAUUUGGUGUAUACUCUUCUUUAAAUUUUUGCAGAAAUGAGCCUAGAAAAUGAAGAACAACAUUCGUUAGAUCAGCCCUCGGAUUCCAUUAAGGAUUCUCAAAAGAAAUCGAAAAUUUCGUAUACCAGAGAUUUUUUGCUAUCAUUGAGUGAACUGGAUGUUUGCAAGAAGUUACCUCCUGGAUUCAAUCAAUCAUUUUUGAGUGAAUUGGAGGAUACAUCGCAAGACCGGCAAAGAAUUCCCGGCACCUUGUUGGGUUUUAGGCGUACUGAAUAUGGUUCAUCACCACCCACAAAAGGGGAUUCAGGUAACUAUUCUCGGGGAACGCAUGGACGGUGGGACAGUCGCUCUAGUGGAAGGAGUGAUAGAGACAGCGAUUCGCAAUCUGAUUGGGACUCGGAUUCUGGAAGACGCUAUCAAUCCCGGCGGUCUUGGCAAGGUCCUGAGCAUGAUGGGCUUCUGGGGAGUGGUUCUUUUCCUCGACCAUCUGGAUAUGUAGCAGGAACAUCAGCUCCAAAGUUUCGAGCUAAUGAUCAAUACCAUCUAAAUAGGAGUAAUGAGCCUUACCAUCCACCACGCCCUUAUAAGGCUGUACCACAUUCAAGGAAGGAAACUAAUGACUCAUUUAAUGAUGAAACAUUUGGUUCCAUUGAAUGCACUGGUGAGGAUAGGGCAGAAGAGGAAAGAAAGAGAAGAGCUUCCUUUGAGUCAUGGAGGAAGGAACAGCAGAAAGCAUUUCAAGAGAAGAAGAUUAAUCCGGAAAGGCGUAAAGAUGACUUUGAUAUUUCUGAAUUGCUAGCGGACUCCAAAGAUGAUAAAAGACUUCCAAAUAAAAGCAAGGAAUCAGAUGAACCUAUGCUAGCAUCAAAUAUUGAUUCCGACAAAUCUUCUCUUCCCUCACAAACUCCUGCAUCCAGACCACUUGUACCACCAGGUUUUGCAAGCACAAUUUUGGAACGGAAUUUUGGAACCAAAACUUCAAUGCACCCCUAUUCUUCACAGGUUGGGGGUUCUGAAAAUGAGGGCAGCCUUCUGUUGAAUGGGACUAAAGAUGAUCUUUUGGGCAAACAGUCUAAACAGUAUGGAGAGGAAACUUUGAGUGAGCAGCAGCUUGAAAGUACAGGCAUUCACCUUUUAGCCAAUAAUAAGAGUGGGAAGGCUUUGAAUUUCUCAUCAGCUUUAGAUAAAUCUAAUGAGGCAAUAAGUGUGGAUUCUGAGUUACACAAGAGUUCUAGUCUCUCAGAAGCCUUUGAAGCCCCAGGGACCAGUAAAGUUAGAGAACUUGAUUCCAAGAAGCUGCUACCAGAUACAAUUUUGACUGAAAUCAACCAGGAUAGUUCAACUUCAAUUCUAGACAAGCUUUUAGGUAGUGCUUUAACUCCGAAUGGAGGUGGCUCCACUAAAUUCACUGAGCAUAAUGGCAGCAAAGCAGAUGAGACAUGGGCCCCUGACAUUUCCCAUUCUUCUAAGUUUGCUCAUUUGUUUCUUGAUGAAGAGAAGAAACCAAUAGAUGAUCUCUCCACUGGCAGGCCAAAAGACUUACUCUCACUAAUUCAGGGUGGUGACAAAGCUGGUUCCCAUGUUUCUGAUAGGAUAGCUACUAAGCAUAUAGCCUCAAACUUUGCAUUCCAAUUCUCUGAACUUGCAGACAGGCAUGUUAUUUCAAAUUUGACGUCUUCUGGAAUUGAAAACUCUGAACAAUCAUGCAAUAUUAAUGAUGUUAACAAACCAGCAGCAGUUCCACCUGUCCUCACAUGUGAGGAUCUUGAAAAGUCCAUUCUGUCAGAAAGUACUGAAAAUGAUCCAAUGUUGCCUCCUGUUGUUGAAGGCUGGAAAACUGUUGAUACUGAAAGUGAUACGCAAGGAGUUAAUAUCGAUGAUCAUGCUUCCCAGCACCUUCUUUCAUUGUUACACAACAAAACGAGUAUGAAAAGUAUAGUAUCAUCUACCAAUCUAGUUAUUAGGUCUUCAAAAAGAGUACAAAAUAUUGAAACAACAAGUGUUGACUCUGCACCUCAUGAUUCAAUAGAGGCAAAUGCAGAAAAUGCUUCCAGUUCAGGGAAGAGUCUAACUCUUGAAGCACUUUUUGGAAGUGCUUUCAUGAAGGAACUACAAUCAGUUGGAGCACCAGCUUCUGUUCAGAGGGGCUCAGUAGAGUCUGCAAGAGUUGAUGUAUUGGAAUCUAACAGGCUUCCCCUUCAUGUCACAGAUGAUGGUCUUCUUCCAUCCACAGUUCACGUUGGGUCAAACAGGACUACUUUUGAAACAAAUAUUUUACCAUUUAAUCAAAGAGACCAGAUCAAAUCUGAUGGCAUUGAAGAGCAUUUGUUAGGCUAUAAUGAUGCUCGUUCUGCAGUGAAUUCAUCACAUCUCCAAGCUGAAUUCGGGUCUAAACUCGGUGGUUUUGACGGAUCUGUUGAAAUUCAGCUUCCUGAAGAGGAUGGUUUGAUUGGUGUCAGUAAUCCUGUGGAACUCCAGAACUUCAUGGCUGGUAAAGUAAAAGCAGAGCUAUUGGCCUCCCAAGAGACAUCGAUUGAUGUUGCUGAGAAACUAGCAGCUUUGAAGGCUGUCCUCCAGGAUGAAAGACCUUUUGUAGGAGGGCAAGAAGGUUCGCCUUUUCUUCCCGGUCCCUAUGAUAUGAGAGAGCUAGAUAUUCCAUUUCAUAAUCAAAAUGUGCAGCCGUCUUCUCCACAGCUUCAUCCUCAAUUGAAUCAUGGAGGUCCUUUGAUUCAUUCAUUCGAUUCUCAUCCUUCUAACAUCAAUUCUCAGGUGAAGUUCAUCGCUCCAGAAGGUAUCAUCCAUCAUGAUGCCCCUUCAAAUCAUCAAUUUCCUGCAAGUAUGCUUCGCCCUCCUUUCCAUCACCCUAGCAGUGAACUAACCGGAUUUGAUCCUCCAAUGCAUCACCCUAUUCAUCCUAUGUUACAACAAAUGCCUAUGCCUGGAAACUUUCCUCCACCCCACUUGCAGCGAGGGUUUCACGGAGGUCCACCACUGCCUCAUUCAAAUAAUCAGGUGAGUGGUUUCAUACAGGAAGUGAAUCCAAUGCAUGGUUUUCCAUUUGGACAUGGUCACCGGCAGCCCCAGCCCAACUUUGCUGGUCUUGGAAUGCCUCCAGGUCAUGACAUCGGCAGUGGGAGCCAUCAUCCAGAGGCAUUGCAAAGGCUUAUUGAGAUGGAACUCAGAUCAAACUCAAAGCAGAUUAACCCUUUCGGGGCGGCUGGCCAUAGUCAAGGGAUGUAUGGUCACGAGCUAGACAUGGGUUUUCGGUAUAGAUAAUGGGUUUUGGUUGUAGUUUUGCCAAAUCGCAAUGUAUUGAUUCUCAGAUUUGCUACCCCGUGAAUUUUGGAUUUGAUGUUCUUCGUUUAGGAGGGAUUACUCUGUGUCAGUGUAAUUAAAAUGUUAAUACUUAAAAUUGGCCUUUGGUUGUA